Messenger RNA from Schistocerca americana (American grasshopper), 624 nucleotides. RefSeq names its product sperm flagellar protein 1-like. NCBI's taxonomy places the organism in Eukaryota, Metazoa, Arthropoda, Insecta, Orthoptera, Acrididae. The transcript is spliced from 5 exons. Gene Ontology annotation, molecular function: microtubule binding. Gene Ontology annotation, cellular component: axoneme. The record is from RefSeq and is a predicted model, not a curated record. Gene Ontology annotation, biological process: regulation of cytoskeleton organization. The coding region runs from base 1 to 624 and encodes 207 amino acids.
AUGGAGGGCGCCGAUAAACUAGAGGAAAUUUAUAUGUGGAUUGAUCAGAUACCACUUUCUAGACCGAAGAGAAACAUAGCCAGAGACUUCGCGGAUGGUGUACUUAUGGCAGAAUUACUGAAGCACUUCUUUCCAAAACUUGUCGAUCUUCACAACUAUGUUGCAGCCAGUUCAAAAUCUCUGAAGAUAGGCAACUGGAAUCUUUUGAAUAGAAAGGUUUUAAGCAAGAUUGGACUAGAGCUCAAAGAUGAAAACAUUGAUAAAUUGGCCACAGCCACAGCUGGUGCAAUUGAGCGCUUACUGAAUGAUGUACAUGAAAAAAUCAAAGAGAAAGAAACUGAAAAACUGAAAACAACAGAAAUACUAAUCGAGAAACUUGUUGAUAAACCAGGUGAGAUAGUAAGAGUUCCUGCAAGCGGAACUGACAAAGAGCAAAUACUUAUACCACUGAAAGAAUUCAUGAAAAAACAAGAUGAGUUAACGAAAAAAGAUGAGAUGAUUGAUGCAUUACAGAAAAAGCAUGUUGAUGGUGAGCAGAAUGGACAAGCAAAUGCACUGUCUAGUACUGAUGCCAUUGUGAAGGAACUUGACAUUUGUUCACCAGCACAAUGCUUGUCAGCAUAA